Messenger RNA from Cajanus cajan (pigeon pea), 3619 nucleotides. Its product is annotated as protein SEMI-ROLLED LEAF 2. The record is from RefSeq and is a predicted model, not a curated record. Lineage: Eukaryota; Viridiplantae; Streptophyta; Magnoliopsida; Fabales; Fabaceae.
UAUUAAUCUUUCAUUUUACGCUUUAACUCAGCAGUAGUAGUAGCCAUUCAUGCUGGAACGAAAGCUUUGUUUUCCGAUACCAUUCAUUUCCAACCAAAAUGUCGGUGAUAUGACCCCAUUGCCAUUAUUCUUAGAACAAUUAGAUAUUAGUAGUGUUUAUUUCGCUUUGUCUUAUUUGAUUCCCCAAAUUUUAUGACUCACGUGCCGCAAUUUUCCACUCUUUUCAUUUCUGUCAUUUCUGUACUUUUCUGUUCGAGAUCAAUCCAGAUCGUGAUCGGAGACUCUUGAUUUCGUAACUGUUUGAAUUUUGGGGUCUGAAGCAAAAUGGGGGUUAUGUCCAGGCGGGUUGUGCCCGUCUGUGGCAACCUCUGUUGCAUCUGUCCUGCUCUGCGGGCAAGCUCCAGACAACCGGUGAAACGAUACAAGAAGUUGCUAGCUGAAAUUUUCCCACGCAACCAGGAGGCUGAACCUAAUGAUAGAAAAAUUGGAAAACUAUGUGACUAUGCUUCUAAGAACCCACUGAGAAUUCCCAAGAUUACUGAUAACUUGGAGCAAAUAUGUUACAAGGAUUUGCGUUAUGAAACCUUUGGCUCAGUCAAAGUUGUCUUGUGCAUAUACAGGAAAUUCUUAUCGUCAUGUAAAGAGCAGAUGCCACUUUUUGCUGGUAGCUUGUUAGAGAUCAUUCGGAUUCUUCUAGAACAAACCCGAACAGAUGAAAUCAGGAUCUUAGGCUGCAACACACUUCUUGAUUUUUUAGAUUGCCAGACAGACGGUACAUACAUGUUCAACUUAGAGGGUUUUAUUCCUAAACUAUGUCAACUGGCUCAAGAAGUGGGGGAAGAUGAGCGAGCUCUGCGGCUACGCUCAGCUGGACUACAAUCUCUAUCCUAUAUGGUACGUUUCAUGGGUGAGCACUCACAUCUUUCAAUGGAUUUGGAUGAAAUCAUUUCAGUGACUUUGGAGAAUUACCCUAAUCUCCAAUAUAACUCCAGAUCUGCUUUGGAAGAUAAAUUGAAUUCAGAGUCCCUGGACCUGUUAGUACAGGGAUUUCCUAAAGUGGAAGAUCCUUUAACAGAUAUCACUAAGAAGGAUCCUUUGUUGCUGAAAGCUUCCACAGAAACUGAGAUGGACUCUGUGUUGGACACUGCUAAAGAUCCUACAUAUUGGUCAAAAAUUUGCUUGUAUAAUAUGGUCAAAUUGGCGAGAGAAGCUACAACAUUAAGGCGUGUCCUUGAACCUCUUUUUCAUUAUUUUGAUACCGAAAGUCAAUGGUCUGCAGAUAAAGGAGUCGCUGCUCAUGUUUUGUUGUACUUACAAUCUCUUUUAGCAGAAUCAGGAGAUAACUCCUGUCUUCUGUUGUCCAAUUUGAUUAAGCACUUGGAUCAUAAGAAUGUUGCUAAGCAGCCUAUCCUUCAGAUUAAUAUUAUUAACACUACAACAAAACUUGCACAAAAUGUGAAGCAACAGGCUUCGGUUGCAAUUCUUGGUGCAAUAUCUGAUCUCAUUAAACAUUUGAGGAAGUGUCUGCAAAAUUCAGCCGAAGCUUCCAGCAUUGGAAAUGAUGGGUCUAAGUUGAAUACUGAACUUCAAUUUGCCUUGGAAAUGUGUAUAUUACAUCUCUCCAACAAGGUUGGGGAUAUAGGACCCAUUCUUGAUUUGAUGGCUGUGAUGUUAGAGAAUCUCUCAACUACAACCCUCAUAGCAAGAACAACAAUCUCUGCCGUUUAUCAAACUGCAAAAUUAAUCACGUCAAUCCCUAAUGUAUCAUAUCACAAGAAGCCUUUCCCUGAUGCUUUGUUUCAUCAAUUGCUCCUGGCAAUGGCUCAUCCUGACCAUGAAACACGAGUUGGAGCACACAGUGUCUUCUCUUUGGUGCUUAUGCCAUCUCCAUUUUCUCCCCAGUCGGACCAUAAAACAAAGAUGUCUCAGAAUGUACCAAGCGAAAUCUUCUCCAUUCAGCAUGAAAGCUUUUUAGGAGCAGAACAGAUCAACGGGAAACGCAUGGAAGGAAAGGCAGCAGUUGGUGUUAGUGGGAAAUAUGCAGUUCAUCCAUAUCAUGGUUACAUCUUUUCUUGUGCUCUAACUGAUGGAAAAGAUGAGCUAAGUUCUUUUCGGUUAAGCAGUCACCAAGUGAGUCUCUUGCUUUCUUCAAUCUGGGUUCAGGCAACAUCUGUGGACAGUGGCCCUGCAAAUUUUGAGGCAAUGGGUCACACUUAUAGCAUUGCUUUAUUGUUCACUCGUUCAAAGACAUCCAGUUACACGGCUUUAGUAAGAUGUUUCCAACUGGCAUUUUCCCUCAUGAGCCUCUCUUUGGACCAAGAAGGUUUACAACCAUCUCGCAGGAGGUCUCUUUUUACCUUGGCAUCGUACAUGCUUAUAUUCUCAGCCAGGGCAGGCAAUUUCCUUGAGCUAAUUCCAAAAGUUAAAGCAUCCCUGACAAAGACAACCGUAGAUCCUUUUCUUGAGUUGGUCGAUGAUGUCAGGUUGCAGGCUGUUUACAUAGAAUCAGAGAAGAUAAUUUAUGGAUCUCAGGAAGAUGAUGUUUCAGCUAUGAAAUCAUUAUCAGCAGUAAAAUUGGAUGACAAGCAGUUGAAAGAGACUGUAAUAUCAUGCUUCCUGACUAAAUUUUCAAAAUUAUCAGAGGAUGAGUUGUCAAGCAUAAAGAAACAACUUGUACAGGGAUUUUCCCCUGAUGAUGCAUAUCCGUUGGGACCUCCACUGUUUAUGGAGACACCAAGGGAAUCUUCUCCACUUGCUCAGAUUGAGUUCCCAGAUUUUGAUGAGAUUGUGGCUCCAGUAGCUUUGAUAGAUGAAGAGACUAGGCUCGAACCAAGUGGAAGUCAAUCAGAUCGUAAAUCAUCACUAUCUAGCAAUAGUCCGGACAUACUAAGUGUUAAUCAACUCUUACAAUCGGUUUUGGAAACUGCACGACAAGUGGCAAGUGUCACCGUUUCCUCAACUCCUGUACCUUAUGACCAAAUGAAGAACCAGUGUGAAGCACUUGUAACAGGGAAACAACAGAAGAUGUCGGUUCUUCACAGUUUCAAGCACCCGCAGGAGACUAGGGCAAUAGUCCUUUCAAGUGAAAAUGAAAUGGAAGUUUCCCCUCUGCCAAUUAAGACACUGGAGUAUUCGGAAGGGGAUCUGAAGUUGGUGAGCCAGGAGCAGUUUCCAGCGCAGUAUCAAGUUCGCCUCUGUUCAUAUGACUUUGGACAGCAAUAUUCUUUGAAAUUACCACCUGCAAGCCCCUUUGAUAAAUUCUUGAAAGCUGCUGGGUGCUAAUGAGACUAGAUUUUCAUAAUAGACGUGCAUGUAACUAUUUUUAUAGAGAUGAACACCCUUCUCUGACAUUCCCUCUUUUUAUUUUGUCUUGUUAGUUGUCAUUUCGCCAUUUAGUUGGUCUUUUUGUUCAUUCUUUUGUAGUGGUAAACUGGUUGUUUCUUUCUUUAGCUGCUUUGCACUCUACAUGCCCAAAGUGAGUUACACAGUGCUACCUGGCACGUCUUUCUCUUUCUUUUUGUUAGGGGAGGACCAUGUUUCUUCCAGCAAAUGUAUGAUUUUGUGAGUAAUUUUUCAUAAUAAUUGUCAAUAUUUCAAGGGGUUUCUUAUGCUUGGUUAA